AUGGAAUGGGCUAGAACAAAAUCCGCGGCCGCCUACAACUACGUCCGUUCUUGGGUUGAGGAUCUCUACCUUUCCUAUAACAAAGAAAAUCGAACUUCUUAUGUGCUCAAAGAUGGAUUAAACAACACCAAAGUCACUGGCGACGAGAACGUCGACGGUAUCCAGGGUUCGAUCAAUAGUGCCGUGGGCAACACGGUUGCGCCAGGGCAAGUUGGUGGUGUCGUAGGCGGUGCAGUGGAUCAGAACGUUCUCAGGGGGAAUUUCAGAUAA
Messenger RNA from Uncinocarpus reesii 1704, 270 nucleotides. RefSeq lists its product as uncharacterized. The record is from RefSeq and is a predicted model, not a curated record. The coding region runs from base 1 to 270 and encodes 89 amino acids. Lineage: Eukaryota; Fungi; Ascomycota; Eurotiomycetes; Onygenales; Onygenaceae. The transcript is spliced from 2 exons.